UGACCAGACACAACGACCAAUCCACCAUUUUCUCAAGCCAAAAACGACGACGUGGCCCCGCCCCUGUUUAUGACGCAACGACGCACUCUGCCCUUACGUAGUACAUUCGGCACGGGAUUGUCUGCUCCCGCAUACUGAGAGGUCGCCAUGUCUAAAGAGCAACAGACCCCCCGUGAGCCCGAGCAGCUCCGCAAGCUGUUUAUCGGGGGUCUCAGUUUCGAGACAACAGAUGAGAGUCUCCGGGCACAUUUCGAGCAAUGGGGAACCCUCACAGACUGUGUGGUGAUGAGGGACCCAAACACCAAAAGGUCGAGGGGUUUUGGGUUUGUGACUUAUAGUUCAGUGGAUGAAGUCGACGCAGCAAUGGACGCUCGCCCGCACAAAGUGGACGGAAGAGCCGUCGAACCCAAGAGAGCCGUAUCUAGAGAAGACUCGAGCAGACCAGGUGCUCACUCCACUGUUAAAAAGAUUUUUGUGGGUGGAAUUAAAGAAGACACAGAUGAGGAACACUUGCGCGAGUACUUCAUUCAGUUCGGCAAAAUUGAGGAGGUGAACAUCAUGACAGAGAAAAACAGCGAUAAGAGGAGAGGCUUUGCCUUCGUCACCUUUGAUGACCAUGACUCUGUUGACAGGAUUGUCAUUCAGAAGUACCACACAGUGAAUGGACACAACUGUGAAGUCAGGAAAGCGCUUUCCAGGGAGGAAAUGAACAGGGUUUCCAUGAAUCCACGAGGUGGCAGAGGAGGAGGAGGUGGCGGAGGCGGUGGUGGAAACUUUGGUGGAAGAGGAGGAGGUGGAUAUGGAGGUGGAGGAUAUGGCGGAGGAAGAGGAGGUUAUGGAGGAGGAGGUGAUGGGUAUAAUGGCUAUGGAGGAAAUGGUGGCUACGGUGGAGGUGGACCAGGUUAUGGUGGUAAUCGCGGUUAUGGAGGUGGUGGAGGAGGCGGUGGCUACGGCAACCAGGGAGGUGGAUACGGUGGUGGUGGCGGCUAUGACAACUACAAUAAUGGCGGUGGAGGCAACUUUGGAGGAGGCAACUUUGGAGGGGGUGGAGACUACAAUGACUUCGGCAACUACAACAACCAGUCUUCUUCUAACUAUGGGCCGAUGAAGGGAGGAAACUAUGGCGGCGGUGGUGGAGGUGGAAGGAGUGGUGGUGGUCCGUAUGGAGGUGGUUACGGAGGAGGCUCCGGCGGGGGUUAUGGAGGAGGCUCCGGCGGUCGACGAUUUUAAAUUUUUGGGCCACAGUACUUAGAGAAGAGCCAGAGAGACAUGACAGGGAAACGAGAGAAGCAAGCAGGUUUACACCUAGAUCUGCCCAGCCAAGCAGCGUGGUGGCAGUUUUAACGUCUGCCACGCCAAGAGAACUUGUUCAGUAGGGGAGGGGGGAAGAUCAUGUGGGGUGGGACGGGGCAAAAGUACUUCAGUCCUGGAAGACAUUUUCUAGUUUGUAGUUUUCCCCAUUUUUUUUGUCUGUGAAGUGCAAAGCAUUCCAAUGAGGUUUUAUGCAGGGUUUAUUUUCUGUGUUGGCUUUUCUCUUAAACCUUUAGGUUUUCUUUUUUCUGCUUUUUUAUGUAAACAGUCAUCAAUCAAGAUUAAAUAAACCGCUCCAGUCUUUUUUAUUUAAUUGUAUUCGUCAGUGUUUUGAUUUGGGAGAUUCAAAUUGACUCGACCAGUAGCACGAAUAAUUUCGAUUACCCAUACUGUUACCCCAUACUUGCACUGUUCAAAUCUAUGUUUUCUUAGGGUGUUUUCAGACCUGUAGACGUUAUUUCUUUUUGGUUCAGUUUGCUUUCACAUUGACAAAGUUUUAAGAGAGGACCAAAAUUUAUAAUAAAUAAAACUCGUGUGAGAUUAAAGUGUCCUCUCAUUGGUUAGAAAGCACUUGUGUAUGUUCACCUUGAUUCCUCUCGUAGCUCUCAACAGCUGUGGGUUUCCUUGUAUCGUUUUGAUCGCAGCACUGUUUCACCGAGCGAUUAAAGCUCAUCUCUUUGAGAUGCACACUAAACGCCACAUUUUUGUUUUGGUCAGUUGGUCUGAAAUGCGUUUUUCUGACCGUAUUUGCAAAACACAUUGCUGAUUGUAUGUCAUUAUGCAUCAUAUUCAGCCUGGUUUGUCGGUCAGUUUGGUCAGAUUGCUUUCUCACCACAAGCUCCAGAGUUAAUUUGCAGCCGAGACCACCUCAUUCAGGCGGUGUUAUGCUGCGUUCACAUCAGCCGCAGUAGAGGCAUCAACCACGAGUGAUUUCAAUGUUAAGUCAAUGUGAAGACGCGUUGACGUGCGUCUGGAGGUCUCGCGGCGCAAAUGAGGCGUUUAGUGCGGUAGACGCGAUUCCAUCUCAUUAGUUUGUGUGAGUGGAGCGUUGCGGCGGCAAACGCACGAGUUUAAAAAUUUUAACUUUGGCGGAAAAACGCGCCGCGUUAACCAAUCAGGAGCUUGCUCUAAUAGUGACGUGAUUACAGGAUGCGGGUGGAGUCGCAGAAGCCCCUCCCAUGACGCAAUUUUCCGCAUUAAUGUCUCGAUGACUAGAAUUUCACACUGACUUUUUCGCGCGAAUGAAGCGAGUAAACUCAAAAUGUUCAAGCGGCAAACUAGAUGCGAUUUUGACACCUCAAACGGUUAGACCAAGCGUCCUGUGAAUCGAACCAAGGGAGAAAACCGAAAACCUGAAGACAAGGUUCUGAAACUAACACUCAGGUGUGAAAACAUCCUUAGAUUUGUGUCUGGAUUUAAAGGUCACUUAUGCCCAGUUUCACAGACGAUGCUUUAGCUUAGUCCCAGAAUAAAAUAAAUGUUUGAGCUGUCUUGACUGAAAAUGACUUGACAGAUCUUAAGAUAUGUCUGUGUCAUUGUUUUGUCUCAAGAUAUACACCAGUAAAGGCAUUAAGUGACUUAAAUAUCCUAAUUUAACAAAGCCCUGUACACACCAAAAGAUAAUCGGGCUGAAUUUGCACAGAUUUUCCCCCUUAAGACAAUCCUAGAUAUAGUCCCGUUUAUUUUUGUGGUUGAAUCCAUUAUUUAUCAGAUUUUCCUGUGGUGCGCGUUGCGUUAAGAGUGUCUGAAUCUGCUCAAAAGCACGUCGGUAUGUUGAAUAUUUACGAUUAGAAAUCUUGUUGUGUGGGGGAAACCCAGAGGACAAACGCACACACAUGCUAUAGAUUGUCACGUGAAAUGAAACUAUAUCCAAUUAGAAAGCGAGCUGAUGAAAGACAAAACCAUAACAACUACAUGGUGCUAUAAAAAACAGUCUGUUGUAUUAAUUCCAUUUCUUUAUGGCUUUUGUCCGCCAUGUUUGCUUACCAUGAAGUCACAUUUGACUAGAGAGACGUUGUGAGAUCUCCAUGAGAUUUCCUGUGUUCUCUGUUGAGACUCGCGUUGUUUGUGAAGUUAAUCUGAUGGUGCGUGGUGUCCUGUCAUGACCACAUAGCGACAGUCUACACACUAUAGAAACAAACGUGUUAAAUUGUCGAUUUUUUCAUCAGGCUUGUGGUCUAAAAAAAACGAUUAAGAGUUUAAAAAUAUUUUGGUGUGGCCUUAGCUUAAGCCUUGUCUGUGAAAGCGGGCAUUACAGUUUGAUAAGGUAAAGGAAUUAAUGUAACAUUUAGGUCCAAACCCUUCAGUUGAGUUUCAUGUGCAAGUUAGUUUGGUUAAAUUGCACAGUUAAUAAUUUCAACAACAGUCCGAGGUAUUUUUACAUUUCUCGGGGUAGCAUGUUGUUCAUCUUUUUAGACGUAUGAAAUGUCUCCAUGUUUUUACGAAUGGAACUCUAUGAGAGGAUUUUUAGCGACUCUGAACCAGAGGCGAUCUCGAAGGCGUUAACGGUCAGAAUAUCUGAUGAGGUGCCAGCAGAAAUUCUGGCCAUCAGGAGGAGCCAGCUUAAAGUCUAGCCAAAGACAAGAGACUGUUGAGAAGCGAUCCGUGGAAGAGAGGCUAGCCGUUGGGAUGAGCCAGCUGAUGAGAGGCUAGCUUAUUGGAAACGCCAGCUAAGGGAAAGUAGCAAGAUCUUCGCUUGGAGCCAGAGCAGCAGGGGACAGCAGUCUUAUUGAGAACAGAUGUAAGACUAGCGAGCUACCAAAGUAAGGUCUAUAACGUACCAGACUGGUAGGUAAGAGGCGAAUUUGAGUUUCUUGUAUUUCAUGUCAAUUUUUGUGCUCAUCAAAACCGCUGUAAAGAUUUCGUUGCUUGGUUGUUUUCGUGGUUGUGGUGAAACAUGACUUCUGAUCUUGUCCCAGUGACCAAUCUUUAAAUUCUGUAAGCUAUCUAAUUUUGGAUUAUAAAAUAUGCUACGACGUCUUUGUGUCAGUGGUGCAUGUGACACUUAUGACUUAAGACAUGAUAUGCUUUGGUCUCUCAAAAUGUGGUUUUAAGUCCGUGUUGUUUUUUUCAGGCUUGUAAACCGGUGAACUGAUUCCUGUGACGCGUCAAAAAGUUCAAAUACAGCGGCCUGAUGAUCUUAAAGGGUAGAUAAAGACUGCAGCAAGAAUCAAGCAGUCCCUGCAUGAAAAGUUAACAUCUCAAUCAUGGUUUUCAAUCCAAACUGAAGUUUGACAAGUGUUGAUUUUAACUAAUUGUUACUGAAUACUAAAGUGGCACAUCCCUUGUGAUCUGUGUAUUCGUAUUCACACUCAGACAUAUUAGAAACAUGAAGCAUGUCAGGUUUGUUGAAGCGAUUUUAUUGGAGUCAUUUCAGUUGAAAUACUGUACAACAGUGUGCUUGUAUACAGUCGUGUACUGCACAAAGCUGAAAAAUAGCUGCUGGGCAGCAUCAGAAACUUUUGUAUUUAAAUGUUUUAUACAUGAUAAAAGCUUUUUAGCCUUUUAAUAAAAGUUUGAAAAACUA
Messenger RNA from Misgurnus anguillicaudatus (oriental weatherfish), 4837 nucleotides. It is a transcript of the gene hnrnpa1a, whose product is annotated as heterogeneous nuclear ribonucleoprotein A1a. NCBI's taxonomy places the organism in Eukaryota, Metazoa, Chordata, Actinopteri, Cypriniformes, Cobitidae. Gene Ontology annotation, molecular function: mRNA 3'-UTR binding. Gene Ontology annotation, cellular component: catalytic step 2 spliceosome. The record is from RefSeq and is a predicted model, not a curated record. Gene Ontology annotation, biological process: mRNA splicing, via spliceosome.